AUGGACCUAAGCUGGUUUUGCUGGGAUGAGCUGGCUCUACAGGAAGUGCCCCUGGGAUCGGGCAUGGAGCACCCAAGCCGGGUCUCAGGCGAACCAGAUUUUUACAAUUCAAAGGCUUCCGCGUUAUCAGAGCCCAGAGACUUGGACCCUAGGACCACUGGGAUUGGAUGGAAAGCAUCAAUUUCACACCUUCCCGGGCUCCCAGCGAACGAAUGCGGCUCUGAUUUCCUGUCGCCUGAAUUUCCGUGGGGGACUGACUCCUCCUUGAACCUCCAGUGGUCUGGCGACUGGACCGACUCUGCGUGGCUCAACCCAGUCUCCCAGCCCUACGGCCCUACCCCCUUCACCUACCCUGAAAGCGCGGGGAUCGCGGAUCUUACCACUAACCAGGCCAGCUUCGCCUCGUGGGCCACCCCCUCUGUCCCAAGCGGUCCUACCCACUGGGAUUGCCCCACCGGCCCUUAUUGGGAGGGCGGGAACGCUGCUGCCAUGGAAUAUCCCACCUCCUGGGAGCUAAACCAGCCUUCAGAAUGUACCGCUCCCUCAAGUGGGUGCCCCGUCACAUCAAACUCAACACCACGCUCGGACCGCGCCUCCCGAGGCCCCAGGACUGGACACCGUGGUCCCAUUCAGCUGUGGCAAUUCCUGCUGGAACUGCUCCGAGACCGAGCGGGCGAAGGCUGCAUCCGUUGGACUGGGAAUAACCGCGAGUUCCAGCUAUGCGACCCGAAGGAGGUGGCCCGUCUGUGGGGGGAACGUAAAAAGAAGCCAGGAAUGAACUACGAGAAACUGAGUCGCGGGCUGCGUUACUAUUACCGCCGGGACAUCGUGCACAAGAGCGGUGGCCGAAAGUACACUUAUAGAUUUGGGGGUCGUGUUCCCGACCUGCCCUGA
Messenger RNA from Trichosurus vulpecula (common brushtail), 894 nucleotides. RefSeq names its product ETS variant transcription factor 2 (gene ETV2). NCBI's taxonomy places the organism in Eukaryota, Metazoa, Chordata, Mammalia, Diprotodontia, Phalangeridae. The record is from RefSeq and is a predicted model, not a curated record. Gene Ontology annotation, cellular component: nucleus. Gene Ontology annotation, molecular function: sequence-specific DNA binding; DNA-binding transcription factor activity, RNA polymerase II-specific. The coding region runs from base 1 to 894 and encodes 297 amino acids. Gene Ontology annotation, biological process: cell differentiation; regulation of transcription by RNA polymerase II. The transcript is spliced from 6 exons.